Messenger RNA from Rhineura floridana, 2187 nucleotides. It is a transcript of the gene CLK1, whose product is annotated as CDC like kinase 1. Gene Ontology annotation, cellular component: nucleus. Gene Ontology annotation, molecular function: ATP binding; protein tyrosine kinase activity. Lineage: Eukaryota; Metazoa; Chordata; Lepidosauria; Squamata; Rhineuridae. Gene Ontology annotation, biological process: regulation of RNA splicing; protein phosphorylation. The record is from RefSeq and is a predicted model, not a curated record. The transcript has 13 exons. The coding region runs from base 588 to 2033 and encodes 481 amino acids.
AGCUUCUCUGCCUCGCCCCCCCCGUUAUUUUUGAACCAAGCCAAAAACUGCCCCAUCGAAAGCACAAAUCGGGAUGUAGUUAAGGUCACUCUAGUUUAAUUGCCCUUUUGGGCCCCUUAAACACUGCGCGCAGAAGCAGCCGUAUGCCAUAUUUACUUGGAGCGUAGCCACGUUGCCUUUUUGCCUUUCGAAGUCGACCCGUCCUCUGGGCAGAGAGUGGAUGUGUGUAUCCAUGUCCAAUCUUCUUGCAUCCCUCCAUUUAUUUAGGGUGUGUGUGAUGGUUUUAAGAAAUCGUGAGGACUUGAGUGUCGGGAUAGUGUUUUUCAUAACCCCCCUCCCCCAACCCUCGGGCACAGCCCAGCGGACAUCCAGAGGAAGCCGAGGGUUAGGAGCUCGUGACGCAAGAGUUGAUCAAGAGCUGGGCUACGCAUGCGCAGCCUUUGUGACGACCUUCCCAUUGCUAGGAGGCUCUCCUUCACUCGGCGCCAUUUUGUCGAUGCGAUCGCUUUCCAACGUCGGCUGGUGAGAGGAGACGAGGUUGUGGGUGAAAGACGCCCCGUGAAGUGGCAUCGACUCCGAAAGGAGCAAUGCGGUAUUCAAAGCACAGUAACUACUCUGACUGGGAAGAAAAACAGAGUUGGGAUCCUAAAAAAGGCAGCAGCAGUCAUAAGAGAAAAAAAGAAUCGUGCAGCAGUACACAUGAGAACAAGCGCUGUAGAUACAAUCAUAUCCAAAUUUAUGAUAGCCUUUAUUCAGAUGCCAGCUCCUUCCAUGAAAGAGACCAUCAUGAGCGAUGUUAUGUUGAAGAAUACAGACACAACUAUAGUCAGUUGUCUGAAACCAGGCACCAAUGCAGAGGCCAUGAAAGUGAUUAUCACAACCACAGUAGCAAGUCAUCAGGUCAUAGUGGCAGAAGCAGUUACAAAAGAAAACACAAGGCUCAUCAUAGUAAAUCCCAUCAUUCACACACGAGGAAUCACCGAAGGAAAAGAUCGAGGAGUGUAGAGGAUGAUGAGGAGGGUCACCUGAUCUGUCAGAGUGGAGACGUACUAAGUGCAAGAUAUGAAAUUGUCACUAUUCUGGGUGAAGGUGCCUUUGGAAAAGUUGUGGAGUGCAUUGAUCACAAAGUGGGUGGCAGGCGUGUAGCAGUAAAAAUAAUCAAAAAUGUUGACAGAUACUCAGAAGCAGCUCGUUCAGAAAUAAAAGUAUUGGAGCAUUUAAAUGCAUCUGAUCCUAAUAGCACAUUUUGCUGUGUCCAGAUGUUGGAAUGGUUUGAACAUCAUGGCCAUGUUUGCAUUGUGUUUGAACUGCUGGGACUUAGUACAUAUGACUUCAUUAAAGAAAACAGUUUUCUGCCAUUCAGUCUUGAUCACAUUAGACAAAUGGCUUACCAGAUUUGCAAAUCUGUAAACUUUUUGCAUUCAAACAAGCUAACUCAUACAGAUCUGAAGCCUGAAAACAUACUAUUUGUGAAGUCUGACUACAUAGAAGCAUAUAAUCCUAAACUGAAACGCGAUGAGCGCACACUGAAAACUCCAGAUAUCAAAGUUGUGGAUUUUGGAAGUGCAACAUAUGACCAUGAACAUCACAGUACUCUUGUGUCUACAAGGCAUUACAGAGCUCCUGAAGUUAUUUUGGCCUUGGGAUGGUCACAGCCAUGUGAUGUUUGGAGUAUUGGCUGCAUUCUUAUUGAAUAUUACCUUGGAUUCACAGUAUUUCCGACCCAUGACAGUAAAGAGCAUCUGGCAAUGAUGGAAAAGAUGCUGGGGCCGCUGCCAACUCAUAUGGUCCAGAAAACCAGAAAACGCAAGUACUUCCACCAUGACCAGUUGGAUUGGGAUGAGCAUAGUUCUGCUGGCAGAUACAUUUCAAGACGUUGUAAACCGUUGAAGGAAUUCAUGCAGUGCCACAAUUCUGAUCAUGAAAAUUUAUUUGAUCUCAUACAAAAGAUGUUGGAGUAUGACCCAGCCAAAAGAAUUAUUCUUGCAGAAGCUUUGGAGCAUCCUUUCUUUUCUUCAUUAAAGGAGAAAUAAAUAACAUAAAUUCUCUAGGUGACUAUAGACUGUGUCAGUCAAAAAGCAAAUAAGAUUUUUUUUAAGUAUUUAUUUUGUAAUUAGCCCUGUAAAUCUUUUUCAUAUUGUGUUGUCCAUUAACUUGACACUUGAAAUAAAACAUUUGACAGUAGAA